AUGGCGGACAGUCGUGAAAGAAUUCGUGCCCCACCACGGGACGGGCGCGAAGGGUUCACCAGUCCACGGCAGGUACUUCGCCGGCUGAUGCUGUUAUCCGAAGGCAGACAGUAUCGUGAGGCCGCCACCGUCGUGGGUCGUCUAGGACCAUCCGUACUUCGGUCGGUCGUCGCCGAGCUUCCCAUGGACAUCCUGAUCGAGGCACUACCCCACAGCACCUAUCUGCUCGAAUCCUUCUUCAAUCGGCUAAAUGCGGUCGUUGCCACUCAACGUCCGGACGUUCCUUGCGAAGCAAUCAUGUGGCAUCUGGUGAAGCUGUUCAGCAAUCCACACGAGACGGGACUACGGCAGCGAUGCAUGAAACUCGCGCAAGCGAUCGGUGUGUGGCAACCGUCGUUACGGGAUUCACUUCUCGCCCGCCGCAAACAGCUCGAUCAAGCAAUUCAAGGGCUCGGCGUGCAUGGGCUGACGGCCGACCAGACUGGCAGUCUCAUAUCGCUGCACGUUGCGCUGAAAAAUGAACUGCAGCGACACAUCGACACGUACAAGACUGCCAUUCACAAGCUGGAAGAGCUGAGCCCGGUUACCGCACACCAGGAUCCGGCCCAAUCUUCCCACCAGCGGCUGCUAGCGAUCGGGUACGGUGACAUCCAGCAGCGGUUGAUCGACAACAAAACGCUGCUCACCAUGCUAGACAAACCGGCGCUCAAACAGUUAGCCCAGCUGGUGGAAAACCUUUCCCAGCGGGUACAGAACGACAAGGAGGUGCUGUUCUGUGUUGGCCAGAUUCGGCGUACCGAUGCGACGGCAAACACCGAGGAACGACCGGCGGCCGGUUUGCUGAUGAACUACUCGCGCGGGUGCGACACGGUGCUAGGACUGAUGGGACCGAUCACCACACUCCCACCGAGCAGUCCCACCAGCAAUGGAUGCAGCAGUGGUGGUAGUGAUGGUUACCAUUCCGAUUCGGACAUUGAUGAGACUAACUCGGAACUGGUACGGCAGUACAGUGUGACGUACAGUAAAAAUCGCAUUGACACACUGGACUCACUCAACUCGUUGCCCCAGCUCAAACACGCCCAUCAGCUCAAAGCGAAGAUACUGUUCUCAAUCAUCGUGCUUGCCUUCCGUGCCUGCCAUGGUCUUAAAGAGCGCAAGGUACUGGAGGUGCGUCGAACACUGUACGUGCUGGAUGCAAACGAUGAAGCUACGGCCGCUCUGGAUCGGGCAGUGAGGCAGCAGCUAAAGGAGACGGCCGAACGCUUCCCGAUGGGUGACGUCGAACGGCAGGUUGCCAAUCAGGUGCUGUCAACGCUGCACGAGUACCCUUGCCUAGAGGCUUGCAUACCACUUAUCCACUACAUCAGCGACUGUGUACGAUUAGCGUGGCGCAUGGUGAAUCAAACCAACCCAUACUACCUCGAUACGGAUUUUACUCUCGGUCUUCUGCAGCCGGAGAAGCACGAAAGAUACCCGAUAUCCGAGAAGCGUUCCGACAUUAUCCGUGCGUUCUUGUGGCCAGCACUGAUGCAGAAUGGACACUGUGUUUACAAAGCGGUCGUGGCCACUUAGCACACUUAC
Anopheles maculipalpis is the source of this 1581-nucleotide messenger RNA. RefSeq lists its product as uncharacterized. Gene Ontology annotation, cellular component: mitochondrial outer membrane. The record is from RefSeq and is a predicted model, not a curated record. The transcript is spliced from 5 exons. The coding region runs from base 1 to 1572 and encodes 523 amino acids. NCBI's taxonomy places the organism in Eukaryota, Metazoa, Arthropoda, Insecta, Diptera, Culicidae. Gene Ontology annotation, biological process: mitophagy by internal vacuole formation; mitochondrial protein catabolic process.